AUGUACUGGCCGGCUGCCACCCCGCGUGUCUUCAGCACGAGCACCAGCACCGAGGCCGCUGUGCCCGCCGUGACGAUCUCUCAUGAUGGCCUGCCCCCUCCACCCGCUUCGGGCCCGUCUGCGUCGCCACUGCUGUCGCAGGACCAGCAGAGCAGGCGUCCAUCGACUCUCUCGGCCAACCAACCGCAGUUGUCCCGUACCGCGUCCAAUACCAGCCAGCAUUCGAAUCACGACUCCCUCGGCAUACCGGUUCCCGCCGCUUCUCCUCGGGUACCGACCACACCCUUAACACCCAUGACACCCGCGAUCAAGUCUGUCGAGCACGGCUACUACGGGAAUGAUGGCUUCGGCGACGGCCUCUACCCGCGCCGUGUGUCGCCGCUUGUCGUGCCGUCAUCCGAGCCCAUCCUUGCCUUGCGAAUGUCUCGUACGAGCCAAUUCUUCGCCACAAUCACAGCCACGUCAAUGACGAUCUGGCAGACAAAACCGACUGUCAUUCUGGCUGUCAUUGUGCGCUCGGAAGGAUCUCUGGCAUCCUACGGCGAGAAUGUUGACCUCUUCGUCCGCCCCGACUGUGCCAUUCUAGUUGUGUACACAAGUCGAGGCUUCCUUAUCACCUACUCCAUGGCCACCUCCCGUGAGACAGAAGUCUACCGGCCGCAGUUCACCAACCCCACCAACAUCCAACGCCGUCGCCAGAACCACGUUGGCGACCCUGGCCACGAUCAUCCCGAGCAAAUUCUAUGGGGCCCUGGCGAGGGACCCGGCAUACGCGAUGUCAGCAUCCGAUUUCGAAUGGUGAUCAAGGUUGAUGCAGGCAUUGAGAGUGCUCUAGCCUUGGAUGACGAGCUUGUUGUGGCUACAACGAAGCCUGCUGCCGUACAGUGCAUUCGCUGGGCGCCGGACAACAACGGAAGCCAGACCAGCACGGAGCUGCUGAGCCGCAUGGGCUGGUUGGAUAAGAAAGCGACCGUCCGUGAGAUGAUCUUCGACAAGCCAAUGAGUCUCUCUACGUGGGUGACCAAUGACGGCAAGGUUUAUGCUGUGCAGCGCAACACAGACUCCUCGUCGCGGUCUGCGACACCUGCAAAUACCACCGAUGCGCCGUCAACAAUAGUUCCACCCCCCUCGGCGUCCGACACGCUGGACACACCUGCCACCAUAACUACCACGACAACAACUGCCUCCAGUACUACAUCUACUACUACGGAUGCCCCAAUAACCACUUCCGCUUCUUCGUCUUCUUCUUCGUCCACACACUCCACCUCGUCUCACAAAAAGCUCUUCCGGGGAUAUAACCUCCACCACCCCAAUUCCGAUGACGAGCAUGCCAUACGGGCUAUCAUCAACGCCCGUUUUUCUCUUAUUGCCGUGGGGUGCGUGGAUGGAAUUGUGCGCGUAUAUUCUGUCAAAGACUACGUGGGAAGUAUUCCACUAAGCCAUACCCACGUGCCGCCCGUAUCGGUUUUGACCACUGGCCGCCUGACAAAAAUGGCAUACUCGCCCGAUGGGUACUGCCUGUUUGCAGGUUACGAAAAUGGCUGGGUGACAUGGAGUGUUUACGGCAAGCUUCUGGGCCACUCCUUUAACAGCGAACGCGCCAUGGCAGACAAAAAUAACGAGGAGUGGUUGACCGGUAUACGGGAUGUAUCGUGGGUUGGCCAGUCGGGCGACGUCUUGCUUGUCGCUAAAGAAAGCUCAGCCAUCUGGUUUUUGGAAAUGGCAAGGAGUGCCUCUGCCGGUUGCUAUAGUCACUCGAAUUUGUUUCGCACCGUAUUGCACACCAACCAGAACAUUAUGGUGUACCGGGGCUACGACCUACCGGAUAUGACAAGCAUCUCGGCCGAACCUUCGCUUUGGCAUACAGCUCGCAUCCCUGCCAACUAUCUCUUAAACCAAUGGCCCAUCCGCUGUGCGGUUAUCAGCUCAGACGGCCGCUACGUGGCCGUUUCCGGGCGCAGGGGUCUCGCACACUACAGUAUCAACAGCGGUCGCUGGCGAACGUUCGCCAAUAAAGCUGCGGAAGAUGAGUUUCAAGUUCGUGGCGGUAUGUGUUGGUACCGCAAUACGCUUAUCGCUGCCGUAGAGGCAAACCGAUCAUUCGAGUUGCGGCUCUACGAACGCGAGGCGAUCCUUGACAACAAUAACAUCGUCUUUAGGGAACCCAUGAAGUCUCCCAUCGUCCUUAUCACCACAACCGGAGAAGAUUCCUUGCUGGUGUAUACCUACGAGAACAUCCUUUAUCACUACAUAUUUGUCCCUGCAGCUAAUGGAUCUUUGCGGCUUAUGCGCAUGGGCCACAUUGGAUUUCAUGGGAUUGUACGCAGUCCUGCGCGUGUUCGUGGCUUGAGCUGGGUCCUCCCAGAAGGCCAGUUAUACGAUGGCGACCCCUCGUUGGAUGUAUCUAUGGCAUCCGUGUUGUUCCUGGUUGACGGCAAGCUCGUCCUCUUCCAACCGUCUAGAAAUGAGCACGGCGGAAUCAAAUACGACAUGCGCAUUAUUGCUCAGACGGUGGAGUUUUACGUUUGCAUGAAGGACCAGCCUUUUUCUUUCUUGCCCGCUGCCGCUACCGAGACACCUGUCGCGCCCGGAUCUAUCGACUCUGACGAGACGCUGCAGAACUCUCUUUGGCUCUUUGACGCCGGCGAGCUUAAACUGUGGACUGACACCCACGCUGCCCUCGAUGCGGUGGCAAACGGCACCGUGCAGCCACCCAUCACCAUCGAUCUGGACUUCUACCCCCUCUCCAUCCUUCUCUCCAAAGCCCUUGUUUUGGGCGUUGAACCCGACCUAGUGCAGCGGCGGGACGUCAACUUUUCCUUUUUUCGGUACAACAUACGGGUUCUUGACGAAGAAGUUGAUUCGGCACCAAAGCCUGAGGCAGCCGUCUUGCCGCGUGUGCUUUCGCUUUUGUCGAGCUUCCGUGCGUAUCACGAUAUUGUCGUGCAAUGCACCCGCAAGACUGAAGUGCGAUCCUGGCGCACGCUUUUUGCCUACCUUCCGCCGCCACAAGAGCUGUUUGAAGAGUCGUUGCUGCGUGGCAGUCUCAAGACGGCCGGGGGCUACCUGCUGAUCUUGCACACAUUUGAUGCACUCGCCACAGCUAGUGAGCAAGGUGUUCGGCUUCUGAGACAGGCCAUGCAGGAGGGCGACUGGGAGCUGUGCAAAGAACUCGCACGUUUCUUAGCGGCCAUGGAUGAUAGUGGGCAGACGCUGAAGGAGGCUGUGGCGUUGGCCAACACCGCAGGUGCCGACGACGGCGAAGGCAGUGUCGCGUCUGGUCAUGCAGGCGGGCCGUCGUCUUCUCUCGCGGCGACUGGAGCCAGUAGUCGUCUUGCUGUUCCAGGGCGCAACAGCAAUACGAGCCAGUCCGAAUCGGAUGCUGUGUCUACUAGCGAUGAUGGAAAUAGCAUUGACUCAAGUACGGUCAGUGGGCAUUGA
Messenger RNA from Sporothrix brasiliensis 5110, 3441 nucleotides. RefSeq lists its product as uncharacterized. The coding region runs from base 1 to 3441 and encodes 1146 amino acids. NCBI's taxonomy places the organism in Eukaryota, Fungi, Ascomycota, Sordariomycetes, Ophiostomatales, Ophiostomataceae. Gene Ontology annotation, cellular component: cytosol; Golgi membrane; Ric1-Rgp1 guanyl-nucleotide exchange factor complex. Gene Ontology annotation, biological process: intracellular protein transport; retrograde transport, endosome to Golgi. Gene Ontology annotation, molecular function: protein binding. The transcript has 2 exons. The record is from RefSeq and is a predicted model, not a curated record.